Molecule: messenger RNA, 2832 nt
Organism: Perognathus longimembris pacificus (Pacific pocket mouse)
Lineage: Eukaryota; Metazoa; Chordata; Mammalia; Rodentia; Heteromyidae
Gene: Cdc5l
Product: cell division cycle 5 like
Exons: 16
Biological process (GO): mRNA splicing, via spliceosome; regulation of transcription by RNA polymerase II
Cellular component (GO): spliceosomal complex; Prp19 complex
Molecular function (GO): RNA polymerase II transcription regulatory region sequence-specific DNA binding; DNA-binding transcription factor activity, RNA polymerase II-specific
Source: RefSeq, a predicted model, not a curated record
UCAAAGGGGGGCGUGUGGCGGAAUACCGAGGAUGAAAUUCUGAAAGCAGCGGUAAUGAAAUAUGGGAAAAACCAGUGGUCUAGGAUUGCCUCACUGCUGCAUAGAAAAUCAGCAAAGCAGUGCAAAGCCAGAUGGUAUGAGUGGCUAGAUCCAAGCAUUAAAAAAACAGAAUGGUCCAGAGAAGAAGAGGAGAAGCUUUUGCACUUGGCCAAGUUGAUGCCAACGCAGUGGAGGACCAUCGCGCCCAUCAUUGGAAGGACAGCAGCCCAGUGUUUGGAGCACUACGAGUUUCUCCUGGACAAAACUGCCCAGAGAGACAAUGAAGAGGAAACCACAGACGAUCCACGAAAGCUUAAACCUGGAGAAAUAGAUCCAAAUCCAGAGACAAAACCAGCUCGGCCUGAUCCAAUCGAUAUGGAUGAGGAUGAACUUGAAAUGCUUUCUGAAGCUAGAGCUCGCUUGGCUAAUACUCAGGGAAAGAAGGCCAAGAGAAAAGCAAGAGAGAAACAGCUGGAAGAAGCAAGACGUCUUGCUGCCCUUCAAAAAAGAAGAGAACUUCGAGCAGCUGGUAUAGAAAUUCAGAAGAAAAGAAAAAAGAAGAGAGGUGUUGAUUAUAAUGCUGAGAUUCCAUUUGAAAAAAAGCCUGCUCUUGGUUUUUAUGAUACUUCAGAGGAAAACUACCAGGCUCUUGAUGCAGAUUUCAGGAAACUAAGACAACAGGAUCUCGAUGGGGAGCUAAGAUCUGAAAAAGAAGGAAGAGAUAGGAAAAAAGACAAACAGCACUUGAAAAGAAAAAAGGAAUCUGAUUUACCAUCAGCAAUUCUUCAGACUAGUGGUGUUUCUGAGUUUACUAAAAAGAGAAGCAAACUGGUACUUCCUGCCCCUCAGAUUUCAGAUGCGGAGCUCCAGGAAGUUGUAAAAGUAGGCCAAGCAAGUGAGAUCGCACGUCAGACUGCUGAGGAGUCUGGCAUAACAAACUCUGCAUCCAGCACUCUCUUGUCUGAGUACAAUGUCACCAACAACAGCAUUGCUCUUAGGACCCCACGAACACCAGCAUCGCAGGACAGAAUUCUGCAGGAGGCCCAGAACCUCAUGGCCCUGACCAAUGUGGACACCCCAUUAAAAGGUGGACUGAAUACCCCAUUGCACGAGAGUGACUUCUCUGGUGUGACUCCACAGCGGCAAGUGGUGCAGACUCCCAACACAGUUCUUUCUACCCCAUUCAGGACGCCUUCUAACGGAGCUGAGGGGCUGACUCCCCGGAGUGGAACCACCCCCAAGCCUGUGACGAACUCCACCCCUGGUAGAACUCCGCUUAGAGAUAAGUUAAACAUUAACCCAGAGGAUGGAAUGGCGGACUACAGUGAUCCCUCUUACGUGAAGCAGAUGGAAAGAGAAUCUCGUGAGCAUCUCCGCUUAGGAUUGAUGGGCCUUCCUGCCCCUAAGAAUGAUUUUGAAAUUGUUCUACCAGAAAAUGCGGAGAAGGAGCUGGAGGAGCGUGAGGCAGAUGACGCGUACAUCGAGGAUGCCGCAGAUGCGGACGCGCGGAAGCAGGCCAUUCGAGAAGCUGAGCGGGUGAAAGAAAUGAAGCGAAUGCACAAAGCUGUUCAGAAAGAUUUGCCAAGACCAUCUGAAGUAAAUGAAACUAUUCUAAGGCCCUUAAAUGUAGAACCACCUCUGACAGAUUUGCAGAAAAGUGAAGAACUAAUCAAAAAGGAAAUGAUUACAAUGCUUCAUUAUGAUCUUCUGCACCAUCCCUACGAACCCUCUGGAAAUAAGAAAGGAAAAACUGCAGGAUUUGGUACAAACAAUGCAGAACACAUUACUUAUUUAGAGCAUAGCCCUUAUGAGAAGUUCUCCAAAGAAGAGCUGAAGAAGGCCCAGGAAGUUCUGAUACAAGAGAUGGAAGUGGUCAAACAAGGAAUGAGCCACGGUGAGCUCUCCAGUGAAGCUUACAACCAGGUGUGGGAAGAGUGCUACAGUCAAGUUUUGUAUCUUCCCGGGCAGAGCCGCUACACACGGGCUAAUCUAGCCAGCAAAAAGGAUAGAAUUGAAUCACUUGAAAAAAGGCUUGAGAUAAACAGAGGUCACAUGACGACUGAAGCCAAGAGAGCUGCAAAGAUGGAAAAGAAGAUGAAGAUUUUGCUUGGAGGUUACCAGUCUCGGGCCAUGGGCCUCAUGAAACAGUUGAAUGACUUAUGGGACCAAAUUGAGCAGGCUCACUUGGAGUUACGCACUUUUGAAGAACUCAAGAAACACGAAGAUUCUGCAAUUCCACGGAGACUGGAGUGUCUUAAAGAAGAUGUGCAGCGGCAGCAGGAGAGAGAAAAGGAGCUUCAGCAGAGGUACGCAGACCUGCUGCUGGAGAAGGAGACAUUGCAGUCCAAGUUCUGAACCCUCUUCGUGUCUCUCACCAGAUGAAAUCACCACUGGUUUCCCUAUCUGCGAGGCUGAAACGGAUGCUUGUCUUCAUUGGCAGAUGUACCCACCAUCUGUGGUUUUUCUGUUGUUUAUUUUAAAUCAAUCUUGCACAUUUGGUGUAAGGACUUUUAACUCCACAGGACAGACCAGGGUUUAAAUUAUUAAGAUGAGCAUUCUUUUACAGUGUCAUCGUCGUGUUUUUUAGUUUUGGCCUUUCAUUAAGAACGCCUGACUGAAGUGCUGCCUGUGAGUUAACCCCUUGAAUAAAGAGAAAAAUGUGAAACCGGAGAGUGUAGCCUUUUGUUGAAGUUAGAAGUCAGAAGCUGUCCACCCAGCAGCUGCUGCUCUCGGGUCACAGGGUGGCUCUCGGGGGUCAGCUGACACCUAGUGUGCGUCCUCCAGAAGCGUGGG